AUGUUGAGUGAGGCGAGAGCUCCACACAGUCUGGAGCCCAACCACCAGCUUGGCCAGGGGUCUCCCACCACAGCUCUACACCAGAGACUCAGACGGGGCUGGAUCUGGAAACAGAUUUUUGUCCCAGAGGAGGACCCCACUCCAAGCGUGAUUGGCCAGCUAAAAUCAGACUACGACAGAGGGGAUUUCUCUAUCAAGUAUAUACUGUCGGGGGAAGGUGCAGGGGAGAUGUUUGAGAUUAAUGAAUAUUCAGGAGAGAUCCGUACAUUGCAGAAGCUGGACCGCGAAGAGAAGGCCUUCUACCUCCUGCAGGCUCAUGCCCUUGCUCGGAAGUCCAACGAACCCGUGGAGCCCCAGUCAGAGUUCAUCAUCAAGGUCCAAGACAUCAACGACAACAUCCCCCAGUUCCAGAACGAGCCCUAUGUCUCCAGCAUCCCCGAGAUGUGUCCGUUGGGGACUAUCGUGGCCCAGGUGACAGCUACAGAUGCUGACGAUCCCCUGUUCGGAAACAAUGCCAAGCUCAUCUACUCCAUCCUACAGGGGGAGCCCUACUUCUCUGUGGAGCCCAAGACAGGCAUCAUCAUGACCUCGAUGGGCAACAUGGACAGGGAGGCUAGGGACCAGUAUCUGGUGGUGGUGCAGGUGAAGGAUAUGCUGGGACUGAGCGGUGGUUACUCUGCCUCCACCACUGUCACCAUCAGCCUGACGGACGUCAAUGACAACGGACCCACCUUCCAGCACAACCUGUACACCUUUGCUGUUCUGGAGUCUGCUGUGGUGGGCACAACGGUGGGCAGGAUCAUGGCAGACGAUGGUGACGUGGGCAUCAACGCCAGGAUGAACUACAGCCUAAAGGACCUGGAGGAGAGCGCCACCUUCAAGAUCCAAACGGAUCCAGUCACACAGGAAGGAGUGGUCCUCCUGGCCAAGCCUCUGGACUAUGAGAGCAAGCGACGGUUCGUAAUGGCUGCGGAGGCUGUCAACGAUCACAUAGACACCCGCUUUCUGAGCUACAACGAGUUUCGGGACAGGACGACCCUAAAGAUCGUCGUCGAGGAUGUGGAUGAGCCCCCUAUCUUCAUGGCGCCCGAUUAUGAGUGGAAGGUUCCGGAAAAUAUGGUGGCCGGGACCGUGGUUGGCACCGUUAGCGCCAGAGACACUGAUGCAAUCAACAACCCAAUCAGAUAUUCCAUUGACAAAAGCAGCGACAUCACAAAAGCUUUCAAAAUAGACCCAAACAAUGGGACUGUAACUGUUGUGAAACCUUUGGACCGUGAGGAAGCAGCCUGGCACAAUCUAACCAUAAAUGCCAAGGAAACAAAGCAGAACCAUCUAUCCUCAUCUGUGGUGGUGUUCAUCAAAGUGCUGGACAUAAACGACAAUGCGCCAAUGCUUGCCAGAGAGUACCAGCCAUAUAUCUGUGAGGGCACACAGUCAGGAGAGCUCAUCCAGCUGAUCAACGCUGUGGAUCUGGACGACCCUGUGGAGGGACACCACUUCUACUUCUCCAUGGUCCCUGAGAAGCACAUCAACCCUAAUUUCACCAUCAGGGACAACCAAGACAACAGUGCUAGCAUCCUGGCACGGCGGAGCUCAUUCACCCGUAGGGACCGUACCCAGUACCUGCUGCCCAUGGUGGUGGCGGACAGUGGCUCCCCAGCCCUCUCCAGCACCAGUACCCUGACCAUCAGCGUGUGCAGCUGUCAGCCCGCCGGACACUGCCCCACAGGCGGGGUGGAGGCCCUGGCCAUCUCUAUUGGGGUCAGCCUACAGACCCUGCUUGGCUUCCUGGUCUGCCUGGCAACACUCACAGUGCUGUGCAUUGUAAUGCUGAUGCUGAGGAGACACAGGAGGAAACAGCUGGAGGGGCUGGGGAGAGCGGAGAAGGAGCUGCCUAAGGGGGUCUCAGAGAAGGUGCUGCACUACGGAGAAAUAGGAGGCGGAGGGGGUGACCUGGGGGGAUUCUGUCAGCCCGCUGUCCCCCUUCGUCCCCACCCCCGCAGGAGGGACAGGAGGCUCCGCAGAGAGGAGGUGGCAGCCAGUAUCAGAAUGUCGAUGUCUCUCCGCCACUCCCUCCUCAUCGGCCCCGAGGACGAUGUCUUUAAACAGUUCAUCAUGGACAGGCUGGAUGAAGCAGAUCAGGACCCCUACGUGCCGCCAUUUGACUGCCUGAAGACCUACGCCUUCGAGGGCACAGGGUCGCCCACGGGAUCCAUUAGCUCCCUAGAGUCAUGGGACUUUGUGGACGCUGAUCAAUGUCCCCGGGACCCCGGAUCACGCCUUGUCAGACUGACUCUCUGGCAUGGGGGAGUGGCGGAGGAAACAACCUUCUGA
Messenger RNA from Salvelinus namaycush (lake trout), 2334 nucleotides. It is a transcript of the gene cdh19, whose product is annotated as cadherin 19, type 2. The transcript is spliced from 11 exons. The record is from RefSeq and is a predicted model, not a curated record. The coding region runs from base 1 to 2334 and encodes 777 amino acids. Gene Ontology annotation, cellular component: adherens junction; plasma membrane; catenin complex. NCBI's taxonomy places the organism in Eukaryota, Metazoa, Chordata, Actinopteri, Salmoniformes, Salmonidae. Gene Ontology annotation, molecular function: cadherin binding; calcium ion binding. Gene Ontology annotation, biological process: adherens junction organization; calcium-dependent cell-cell adhesion; multicellular organism development.